Molecule: messenger RNA, 1776 nt
Organism: Anoplopoma fimbria (sablefish)
Lineage: Eukaryota; Metazoa; Chordata; Actinopteri; Perciformes; Anoplopomatidae
Product: kelch-like protein 10
Exons: 5
Coding region: 1-1776 (591 amino acids)
Molecular function (GO): protein binding
Source: RefSeq, a predicted model, not a curated record
AUGGGCGACCGGGGCCAAUCUUCACACAAGUCCAGCUCAGUGUUUAAUGAACUCCGUCUGGAAGGAGAAUUCUGCGACGCAGUCAUCAAAGUCGAGGGCGUAGCAUUUGAAGUCCACAGGGUCAUCCUCUGUAAAUGCAGCCCGUACUUCCUCGCUCUCUUCAGACGUUGGUCGUCUCCAGACAAAAAGGUCUUCGACAUACCCGGCCUGUCUUCUGACAUGAUGCAGCUCAUCAUUGAGUUUGCAUACUCCGGCUCUGUUUCUGUGACGAAGGAAAAUGCACAGGAGCUGCUGCUGGCAGCCGAUCAGCUCAAUGUAAUGGACAUUGUGCAAACUUGCUGCAACUUCCUGGGGGAGCAGCUCUGCCCAAAGAACUGCAUCGGCAUCUUUCAGUUCACCAACAUCUGCUUCUCCUCCGAACUGCAGAGCAAGGCCUACCGCUACAUCAUUGAUCACUUUGAAGAGGUUGUUUUCUCUGAAGAGUUCCUGCAGCUCUCUGUGCAGCAACUCGCCGACAUCCUCGAUAGAGAUGAACUCAAUGUGAGAAAAGAGAGCACUGCGUAUGAGGCCGUCCUUCGCUGGAUCGCCCAUGUACCUGAAGAACGAAAAGAACACAUCGCAGUACUCUUGUCUAAGGUCCGACUGGCCUUGAUGAGUAUGGACUACAUGAGAAGCAACGUGAUGUCCAAUGAGCUGGUGAAUAAAAACACUGAGUGCCAGCCCAUGGUCAAGGAAGCCAUUGAAACCAUCAGUCGAAUCAUGAGAAACAGACCCUCUGUGUCUUAUCUCUGCAACCCUCUCGCCCGUCCUCGCCUGCCUAAUGCCGUCCUGUUGGCCAUUGGCGGCUGGAGUGGUGGCGAUCCAACAAACGGCAUUGAGGCCUACGAUAUCCGCGCUGACUACUGGAUCAACGUGACAAACAAUCACGAGCGUCCCCGUGCCUAUCACGGCACUGCCUUCCUCAACGGCAAUGUCUACUGUGUUGGUGGCUUCGACAGGGCUGAGCAUUUCAACAGCGUGCGCCGGUUUGAGCUGAGCACACACACCUGGCAUGAGGUGGCAUCCAUGUACUACCGUCGCUGCUACGUGAGCGUCACCGUGCUGGACAAGUGCAUCUAUGCCAUGGGAGGUUAUGAUGGGCACGCACGACUCAGCAGUGCAGAACGCUACAGACCCGAAACCAACCAGUGGAGUCUUAUUGCGCCAAUGCACGAGCAUAGGAGCGACGCCAGCAGCACAACACUCCACAACAUGGUUUACGUUUGUGGCGGUUUCAAUGGGAACGAGUGCCUGCAAACGGCUGAAUGUUACAGCCCAGAGACCAACCAGUGGACAGUGAUCGGCCUCAUGAACUGCCGCCGCAGUGGAAUUGGCAUCGUUGCAUAUGCAGACCAUGUCUAUGCAGUUGGUGGCUUUGAUGGCUCAAUCCGUCUGUGCAGCGCAGAAGCCUACAACCCUCGUAACAACACCUGGCACGAAGUGUCUCCCAUGUUGACCCCCCGCAGCAACUUUGGCAUUGAGGUGCUUGAUGAUCGGCUCUUUGUUGUUGGGGGCUUCAACGGCUUCACCACCUCCUAUAACGUCGAGUACUACGACGCAACAACUGAUGAGUGGACUGAGGCUUGUGAAAUGGAGAUUUUCCGCAGUGCCCUGAGCUGCUGUGUUGUGUCCGAUCUCCCCAACAUGGUCGACUACGUUGUCCCCCGUGACGCCUUGCCACAUUUACAUUUGGAUGAUGUGUCUGUGGAGUCUGUGGAUUCAGGAGACUCUGUCUAA